Gadus morhua (Atlantic cod) is the source of this 2885-nucleotide messenger RNA. It is a transcript of the gene txlna, whose product is annotated as taxilin alpha. The transcript has 11 exons. The coding region runs from base 156 to 1751 and encodes 531 amino acids. Gene Ontology annotation, molecular function: syntaxin binding. Lineage: Eukaryota; Metazoa; Chordata; Actinopteri; Gadiformes; Gadidae. The record is from RefSeq and is a predicted model, not a curated record.
GAGGCUCCUGAUAGGUUGAGAGGCGGUGGGCUAACCGGAAGUGAUUGUUGUGUUCUGGAUACGGUUCUCACGCUGCAAAGAAAGUAAAACCAAAAGCUGGAGCAGGGGUAUAUCUCCUCCGUCAGGUCUGUCAGAUAUUACCGUAGAUUGAAGAGAUGAAGAAACAAGACGCGGAAGAAUCCAUUCCCCAGGCGGCCGAUGAAGCGCCGUCUACAGCUGGGGCCGUGGAGGGCCCCCCCACACCCACGGGAUCCGAACCGGAGACCCCCGCGGCACACACACCGCCUCAGUCUGGAGGAACCGGUCUGGACGAUAAAGUGGCCGAGGUGGUGCUGUCCCAGUGUGACAUGUCAGAGGAGCUGAGUCGGCAGCUGGAGGACAUCCUCAGUACCUACUGCCUGGCGAACGCCAACGGCGACGGCCCCGCUCUGCCCAACGGCCAAUCGCACAGCCCUGAGCUCAACGGCCUGGCCCAUGAAGGGGACGAGGGCAAGGCCGUGAAGGGUGGGAAAGUGAGCGGCGGCGGGGGCGGGGGAGGGAAGGAGGCGAAGAAGACCCAGGAGAAGAAGAAGGUGAAGGGAUUGGGCAAAGAGAUCACCCUCCUGAUGCAGACGCUGAACACCCUGAGCACACCCGACGAGAAGCUGGCAGGCCUCUGCAAGAAGUACGCUGAGCUGCUGGAGGAGCAGCGUAACGCCCAGAAGCAGAUGCGCGCGCUGCAGAAGAAGCAGAGCCAGCUGGUGCAGGAGAAGGACAACCUGCGCAACGAGCACAGCAAGGCUAUCCUGGCCCGCGGCAAGCUGGAGAGCCUCUGCCGAGAGCUGCAGCGGCACAACCGCACGCUGAAGGAAGAAGGGGUGCAGCGGACGCGGCUGGAGGAGGAGAAGAGGAAGGAGGUGACGUCCCACUUCCAGGUCACGCUGCAGGACAUCCAGUCCCAGAUGGAGCAGCACAACGAGAGGAACGCCAGCCUGCGGCAGGAGAACACCGUGCUGGCCGACAAGCUCAACAAGCUCUACCAACAGUACAAGCUCCGCGAAGAGCACAUAGACAAGGUGGUGAAGCACAAGGAGCUGCAGCAGCAGCUGGUGGACGCCAAGCUGCACCAGGCGCACGAGCUGCUCAAACAAUCCGAGGAGCGCCACGACCGUGAGAAGGACUUUCUGCUGAAGGAGGCGGUGGAGUCACAGAGGAUGUGUGAGCUGAUGAAGCAGCAGGAGGUGCACCUCAAGCAGCAGUUGUCGUUAUACACUGAAAAGUUUGAAGAGUUCCAGACCACCCUGGCCAAGAGCAACGAGGUCUUCACCACUUUCAAACAGGAGAUGGAGAAGAUGACCAAGAAGAUCAAGAAGCUGGAGAAGGAGACCACCAUGUACCGGUCCCGCUGGGAGAGCAGCAACAAGGCUCUGCUGGAGAUGUCCGAGGAGAAAACGGUGCGGGACCGAGACUUCGAGGGCCUGCAGGGGAAGGUUCAGCGGCUGGAGAAGCUGCGGCGGGCGCUGAAAGUGGAGCGCAACGAGCUCAGCAAGAAGGUGCAGAGCCUGGGGGGGCCGGACGAGGCGGUGCCCCCGGCCCACGCCGACUCGCCCUCCCCGCCCCCCAUGGACCUGGAGCACAGCGGCCACCCCCCCACCCCCAACAGCUCCUCCUGCUCACAUGCCUGCCGGUGCGGCCCGGAGACGGACUCAAGGAGCCCGCUGGAGGGGGCCCCCCCGCCCCCCGCUGCCCUGCCCCUCUCUGCCCAGGACUGAGGCCUCUGACGGGGAGGAGAGCACGCUCAGACCGCACGCUCAGACUGCACUUCUGCACCCCCGCACCCCCCAACACACUGACACACACACACGCGCGCAGGCUCACAUUCCACCCCAAACCUUAAAAACAAGAAAUUUAAAUAUGGGAAUACCAGCUCCUAUAGGCCCUCAAAAGUUCAUGUAUUAAGUAACACAACAGACCAUAUUUCUGUUGCAAUUAGAAUGUCUAUUUAAAAUCAUUCCAUUGAUGUGAGAAAAAGCCAUCUUCGCUGAAUGACUUUAGCCUCUGUUGAAUUAUUGCACACUUAGUUGCACAAUGCUCUUGGACUGUAAUAACAUUUUGACAUAUUUAAUGUAACUGUUACCUAUAUCUUACAGAGCACCACUAUUCAUUAAAAUGUAUAUUUUUAAUUGACAUGUAUUGAGGUUUAUUUCGCUGUUUUUGGUUUUUAAAUAAAUGGCCCUAUCAUCAUAUCCUGUUGUGUAUAUAACAGUCUUUCCUCAUUGCUAUAUACCAACAACAUUCUUCUUCCCCGUAGUGUGUGGAGGGUGUGGUGUGCUUUGUGUGUGAACUGUUAGUGUGUGUGGAGGGUUCAGACAUGGCUGUGUUGCUUACUGCCUCCUAUACUUCACUAUAGUCCCCGGGAACUGAAUGUUAAACUAUGCAAUCCUAGCCACUCUCUGAUCAAGCAAGCGCUUGCACGUGAGAAUGUAGUCUAUUCCAUUGUUGGAUUUGCAUGGUACAAUUUCAUUAAAAAUUCACGCUUUUGAUUUAACAGAAGAAAAUUGUGUAUCCACUUGCUGCUUUACUUCCACUGAAAGGGAAAGCAAACAAUGAUAAUAUGAAGGAGGGUUGGUGUUGAAUACAGUGGUCUAUUUAGAGCUGAAAAACGGCUCUGUUUCCAUGCUCAUUAUUCAGUUACUUCUAUUCUUUGUGCUUGUAUUGAAUACCAUGGAUUAACUGAAUAUCAUUGUUUUAGGAAAUAUGAAGUGCCUCCCAAUCUAGUGCUUGGGUAUUCUGUGGUUUAUUGGAACGCACCAAAGAUUGUUGAACUUUUUUGGUUUAUUUUGCUUUUGUGUGUUUGUUGAACUGUCUGUGAAACCUUUCUCUUAAAUUAAAGUGCAGCCAGUGUA